AUGGCUGUCCAGAAACUUCUGUACACCUCAUUGAUCGUUGCUCUUCUUGCGGUUGUGUACUCGGCUAGUUCUCGAUUCGCAAACAUCCCGAAAGCUCCCCUCGACAACCCUUGUAAACGCCCGCCUUAUACGGUCCGGACAUUGUCUUACGACCCACUCAUCCAACAUCUCGAAAACUUCAUCACACCCCAAGAAUCUCGACACUUGGUCGCCAUUGCGCAACCUAGGUUUGAGCGGUCUCUUGCCAUCAGAACGGACGGGCGAUCUGUGGCCGCCCAAGAGAGGACGAGCUCCACCGCAUACCUGCCGCCAGACGACCCUGUCGUUCAAUGUAUCACGUCCAGGGCUUCCGAGUUCCAGGGAUACGUGGAUACUGGCAUGAUGGAAGACCUCCAAGUCACGCGGUAUCUGGAGGGACAACAGUACACGAAUCACUAUGACUGGGCAGCCAACCCUGCCGCGAGAAACCAGACGACAAACCGGGAAACAACUUUCUUUGCCGUCCUCGAUGUCGACUGCGUCAGCUGCGGGACCAGGUUCCCCAAAAUCUCGGUCGACUGGGGCCUCGAAGACCCGAAGUGGUGCGAGUUCGUUGAUUGCGCGGCUUCUACGGCGCUGACCGUGCGGGCGGUUCCCGGAAGUGCUGUCUUUUGGCGCAACCUUCACGCCGACGGAGCCGGUGACUUGCGAACGUUGCAUGCCGGAUUACCUGCGGUGGGAGGCAAGAAGAUCGGGAAGCUACUUGGCCCUUCUUCGUUAGGCGGCGAUGCGAGAUGCAUGGAAGAAUUCGUGGGCAGAGUAGGCCGGAAAUCCAGCUUCACUCGGGCUCAGAUCUUGCGAUGCUCUAUGGAACUCUUGCUCAUUAUCCUCCUCGCUGCCACGUUUGCUGUCCUUCUCAGAGAGAGCAGCCAGAGGAAUCAGGUCUUGGACCCUCAUGUCUUCCGCGCCGGGAGCGAUUAUAAUCAUUUCGUGCCCCAUGGUAUCGAUGCCAAGCUCGCAAAGGUUGUGUACGGGAUUUCAACUGACGUUCAGAGCAGAUCCGAGGCUUUCCACGAUCUUGGAACGUUGAAUCAGACACUCGCGUCUUGGCAGACGCUCUCCCAUGGAUUUGUCCGCGCCACGCCCUAUGACGGUAGCGGGGCCCAGAAGCCCUUUGCAGGAGGUCUAUUUGAAAUCGCCGCCUUUCAUCAAAUACACUGUCUGAAAUCCAUCCUAGAAGACUUUGGUCUCCUUGCCGCCGGUGUGCCCAAAAACCAGCUGCCUGGCUACUCCAGCGGCGUCACGCUCACCUGGGAGGAGCACAAGGCGCACUGCUUCAACUACGUCCGGCAAGCUCUGAUGUGCUUUGCCGACUCCACCGCCGAGGGCCACAUGGACAAGGACCCCCAUCGCGUAGCAGACCGUGGUGUUAUGCACGUCUGCAAUGAUUUUGACUCGCUGCUGGCAUGGUCACGGCAGCCAGAACGAGCGCUACCCAGUGACUGGAGGAUCACGGAUUAA
Colletotrichum higginsianum IMI 349063 is the source of this 1500-nucleotide messenger RNA. RefSeq names its product 2OG-Fe(II) oxygenase. The transcript has 6 exons. The coding region runs from base 1 to 1500 and encodes 499 amino acids. Gene Ontology annotation, biological process: mycotoxin biosynthetic process; peptidyl-proline hydroxylation to 4-hydroxy-L-proline. NCBI's taxonomy places the organism in Eukaryota, Fungi, Ascomycota, Sordariomycetes, Glomerellales, Glomerellaceae. The record is from RefSeq and is a predicted model, not a curated record. Gene Ontology annotation, cellular component: endoplasmic reticulum. Gene Ontology annotation, molecular function: procollagen-proline 4-dioxygenase activity; iron ion binding; L-ascorbic acid binding.